Molecule: messenger RNA, 303 nt
Organism: Caenorhabditis remanei
Lineage: Eukaryota; Metazoa; Nematoda; Chromadorea; Rhabditida; Rhabditidae
Exons: 3
Coding region: 1-303 (100 amino acids)
Source: RefSeq, a predicted model, not a curated record
AUGUGCAGUAUUUUACAGAAUACAAAAUGUGAAUGGAAACAAAACUGGACUAAUGCUGAUGGAGUCAAAAGAGAACUUGAUGCCGGGAAGCCACCAAUCCAAUUUUUCUAUUUUUGCAAAGGAAACCGGACUGAAAAUUGUGGAAUUUGGUUGGAUGAGAACCUGCAACCUAUCGAAACCUCCAGUACAGCUGAUCGACUAGCUGGAGAAACUUUCAUUAUCGAAAAAAUGAGCAUUCAAAUUCUCGGGGAUUAUGUGAAGAUUCCAGAAGAGAAAGGAGAUAAGAAAUUGAUAAUUGAGUAG